GGUGGCUGCAAGUUUACACUAUGCAGAGUCUCGAUGGUCGGGGAAGCCCAGCUUCCUGCGCAAGCAACACUUCCGGUAGCGUGAGUCUUUCCGGGCUAGAGGUCACAAUGGCUUCUGCCUUGGCUCGCCUUGGUCUUCGGUCCGUUAAGCAGGUUCGAGUUCAGUUCUGCCCUUUCGAGAAGAACGUGGAAUCCACGAGAACCUUCCUUCAGGCGGUGAGCAGCGAAAAAGUCCGUUCCACCAAUCUCAACUGCUCGGUGAUUGCAGACGUAAGACACGACGGUUCCGAGCCCUGCGUGGACGUGCUUUUUGGAGAUGGACAUCGCCUGAUUAUGCGCGGCUCUCACCUCACCGCUGUGGAAAUGCUCACUGCCUUAGCCUCCCACAUCCGGGCCAGGGACUUAGCUGGGAGUGGGGAUAAACCUGGCGCUGAUACCGGACGCUGAGAGCGCCGCAGAGACCAACAAGCAGAUUUUAGCCUGGACUAGGACACUUAACUCUUCUUGAAGAAGACCUUGACUUAAUUAUUCAAAUCACUAUCUUGAGGGCUACCGAGUGCAAAACAAAAAUAAAAACCGCGAGGGGUGAGGACAGACCUGAACCGAUUUCACUUUCUUAUAGUUAUCCACUCACUGUUAACCUACCACUCACUCAAGGUACCUCUUAAUUUUGUCAGAUCCAGUGCUGUUUUUCUCAGUCUUCAUCUUUCUAUCUCAGUAUCACCUGCCAUUCUUAAAUUCACCCUCUGAACCUCUCUCCCUCUUAGGUCCUUUUUCUUAACCAUAAAGAUGUACCACCCUCAUCUUUCUUUUUCUUCUUUAUUUUUUCCAGGGCAUCUAAUGUUCUGUCAUAAUUUAAACUGCCCUUUCUGGAGUAAAACCCUAUAUUUCUGUUCGGUUCUAAUCCUAAUUUUUUUUCCCCUUCGGCAAUCUAUUAGAUAAAAUGGAGUGGAAACCACAGUGUCAUCUCUGGUUCUGCCCUCUCUCUCCCUUUCCCUGCACAUCUGCGUAGUCCAGAAUAUUAUGUCUUUUUUUUAAAGCUCCUAAAGUAAUCUCUCCAUUCCCAUACGCUAUCAUAUUGCAUUCUCCCAUCCAGUCUUUUUCCAAAUCAAAUAAUAAAAAUUAUCAGAGUGCA
This is a messenger RNA of Otolemur garnettii (small-eared galago), 1134 nucleotides long. RefSeq names its product mitochondrial ribosomal protein L53 (gene MRPL53). The record is from RefSeq and is a predicted model, not a curated record. The transcript has 3 exons. Gene Ontology annotation, cellular component: mitochondrial large ribosomal subunit. NCBI's taxonomy places the organism in Eukaryota, Metazoa, Chordata, Mammalia, Primates, Galagidae. The coding region runs from base 21 to 446 and encodes 141 amino acids.